AGUGUACACAUGUGUUACCACAAGGCCGCAUCCUGUCACAGUACAUUUACCGAGCAUGCGCACGUGAAACUUCCUUUUCCCAGUGCAGCGGAGUCAAACUUCAGUCUUUGGCUCCGGCCUCCUUCAUAAGGAGACUGAAAAGACUGCAAAAUGGGUUUUGUUAAAGUUGUCAAGAACAAGGCCUACUUUAAGAGGUACCAGGUCAAGUUUAGGAGAAGGAGAGAGGGCAAGACGGACUUCUUUGCUCGGAAGCGCCUUGUUGUCCAAGACAAAAACAAAUACAACACACCCAAGUAUCGGAUGAUUGUCCGUUUCUCCAACAGGGACAUCGUCUGCCAGAUUGCUUAUGCAAAGAUUGAGGGUGACAUGAUUGUGUGCGCUGCAUACUCUCAUGAGCUACCGAAGUAUGGGGUCACCGUAGGUUUGACGAACUACGCAGCAGCCUACUGCACUGGUCUGCUGCUGGCCCGUAGACUUCUGAAUAAAUUUGGCCUGGAUAAGGUGUACGAGGGCCAGGUUGAGGUGACCGGAGAUGAGUUCAAUGUGGAGAGCAUUGAUGGGCAGCCUGGUGCUUUCACCUGCUACCUGGACGCUGGGCUUGCUAGAACCACCACGGGCAACAAGGUGUUCGGGGCCCUGAAGGGAGCUGUGGAUGGAGGCCUGUCCAUCCCACACAGCACUAAGCGCUUCCCUGGAUAUGAUACGGAGAGCAAAGAGUUCAACGCUGAGGUCCAUCGCAAGCACAUCAUGGGCGUCAAUGUGGCCGAGUACAUGAAAUACCUGAUGGAGGACGACGAAGAUGCCUACAAGAAGCAGUUCUCUCGCUUCAUCAAGAACGGAGUCACCCAUGAUAUGAUGGAAGACAUGUACAAAAAGGCUCAUGCCAGCAUCCGCGAGAACCCUGUGCAUGAAAAGAAGCCCCCCAAAGAGUUCGUCAAGAAGAGGUGGAAUCGUGCCAAGCUCUCCCUGGCCCAGAGAAAAGACCGCGUCGCCCAGAAGAAGGCCAGCUUCCUCCGCGCUCAGGAACAGGAGGAUGCAGACUGAGGAGUUUGCUUUCAGGACACACGCUGAAAGUUGUUCUAAUAAAUAUCAGAGAAGAGUC
Oryzias melastigma (Indian medaka) is the source of this 1102-nucleotide messenger RNA. RefSeq names its product 60S ribosomal protein L5. The coding region runs from base 151 to 1044 and encodes 297 amino acids. NCBI's taxonomy places the organism in Eukaryota, Metazoa, Chordata, Actinopteri, Beloniformes, Adrianichthyidae. Gene Ontology annotation, molecular function: structural constituent of ribosome; 5S rRNA binding. The transcript is spliced from 8 exons. The record is from RefSeq and is a predicted model, not a curated record. Gene Ontology annotation, biological process: translation; ribosomal large subunit assembly. Gene Ontology annotation, cellular component: ribosome; cytosolic large ribosomal subunit.